Molecule: messenger RNA, 18518 nt
Organism: Pocillopora meandrina
Lineage: Eukaryota; Metazoa; Cnidaria; Anthozoa; Scleractinia; Pocilloporidae
Source: the annotation of a GenBank genome assembly
AUGACGGUUGAAUCAGACUCGAUCACUUCGCCGCAGUUACGGGUCUGUCUUAGCAGUCGGUCAGUAAUGGAAAAGUUCGCUGAGUUUGUCUCGUCCAUCGGCCAAAGCGCGCGCUCCCCAUCCUACAUGCAACCGAAUGCCCCGAUUCCUCGGGCAACGGCAGCGCCAAACUCUCCUCCAGCUAACUACGUGAGUUGUGAUAUGGCCCGGCAACACGGUACACUCUCCAUGAGCACUCAGUCCCAAGCUGGUAAAGUUAAAAUUUUGUUUCAGUUUUUAAUGUCGUAGUAAAAAGUUUCCGGAAAUUGGCGCACAUUAUGCGAAGCUGUUGUGAUUGAUCUAAUAGGUGGUGAAUUGCCUUGCGUUCUGUAAUUGUAAUUGAAUUUUACCUCUAAUAAUGUUUUGACACUUGUGUUUCAAUUACUUCAACAGGGAAAUUUUCGCCUCCCGUCGGAGGUUCUACCCAACUUUCUCCUAGUCCUCAGUCUUGUAUGGAGAUGGAAAACGAAAAUAACGAGUCUUCUUCCAAACGUAAAAAGCGUCGAAAUAGAACCACGUUUACUUCAUUUCAACUCGAAGAGAUGGAGCGGAUUUUUCAGAAAACGCACUACCCCGAUGUUUACACGCGCGAACAACUGGCACUGCGCUGCGAUUUGACGGAAGCUAGAGUUCAGGUAAAUAUGAUUUUUGUUGCACAAUGAUGCGCAUGUAGAAGGUGUACUGCUUCCCGAAUUCGACGAGUCUUUUGGCUUCGAUGAAGUACGGCUUAAUUUCUUACAUGAAUUGGAUGGGCACUUUACGCAACCUGUUAUACUAAUUCAAUUAAAGAGUGUUGUUGUUGUUACGUCCAUGCGAUAACGAAACGAGAUUACAAAUGUUAUUGAUAGACUGGAUCUUUCCGUAUGGUUUCAAGGUACUUGUUUGCUUGGUAGCUGUAAAUUGCAAAUUCGUUUGCACUUCAAGUUGUUACACAGAAUUGAAAGUCGAAAGGGCACUCGACUAAUCCAACAGACCCACUCGUGAUUCUAGCUUCAUCCAGUACGUGCUCUGUGAAGUGAACUUACCACGCAGGAGUAAAAUAAAAAAUUAAAUAUGUGGUCGUUAAGCCGAACUUAAGUUCUUCUUUCAGACUAAAUUUCUAAUGCGUUACCUUUUCCGGCAGUGCACCUUAAAUUAAACGCAUUUCACGUGCUCACACCCAUGGGAAUUUUCACUGAUUUUAAAGUUGCUUGAACCUUUGUCAGUGUAGAGGGAGUUUGUGGGGGUAACGGUGCCAACAUCCGCUUGUGGUACACUUUAAGUACAGAUCGGGAAGAUUUUCCUUUAAUAUCGACAAAGACAUAACGUUUUAGGCAAUUUUUUCGAGACGCGGUAUCCUGAAACGAAAGAUUUGAGCGUCUGUGGUUGAGCGGUGCACUUUGAGAGACGUAACAACGACUAUCGAAAGCGUGCAACUGAGAGAUGUUGUCUUUCUUGAUAUAUCGCAGUCCUCACCGUGAGAAAGAUAUUCAACGAGCGUUCUUUGUUCAUCGUUUUUCUCUAAGACUAAUCCUCAAAUGCUGUUUGAACAUUUAAUGGGACAGGAGCUACAUGAGCCCAGCUGAUCUGUCUUUGCGAGGUUGUAGAAUUAGUAGCGCUAUCGAAACGCGCACUGCUUUCCUCCCAGAAAGGAAAUGACAGUUUGGUAACUGCUAGACAUUCUUUACUGCAUUCCUUCCUUGAACUUGAAUGUUCCUUGUGAGAGCAUGCAGGGGUUAAUAUUCCUCUUUAAACGAAAGCUUUAAAUUGUGCCUCAAACAGUCUUCACUGAUCACACUGAUCCAGUUUGGCAGCCUUUGUGGAUGUUCCAUGACGAGAUGAAAUCAUUCUACCAGUUUUUUUUUUUUUUUUUUUUUAACCUAGCUCAAAGUUGGACCUGUCGCCCAUCAUUUUUGUGCUUUAAUACUAUUUACAUCCUUUUUAUAAACAAACUGAAACCUAAGUAUAAAGUCAGACAUACAUUUUAGGAGUACAGAAUGUCAAAAGCAACAGUGUUGAAGUCUAAGUCGUUCCAGAAUAAUCUCGUGGAAAUUCCUAUUACUCUGCCAAAAAUUUUGCUUCUAAGAUAUUCGCCCUAAAAGUUAAAGGAACUGAAUUUGAUAAGUAAGGUACGAGAUGGGUGUGAAUUGGGGUCCGUGGUUUGCAUUCGCUUUGCUGUGCAGAUCUCACACUCCGACGCUGUGACUGUAGUUCUUUCAUCAAUCAUUAGUAAAUAACAUCACCCGUUUAACUGCUCACCGUUGGUCCAAAUGAGACCAACGCAAGAUCCUAAACAGAGUUUUCAGACCUGAGCUAAAUUUGAGCGCGAAUAAGUACUUACACAAAUUGCAAUUCGUUACGCUAGAGGUUAUUAAAACAAUAAACACAUUAGCCUGUUGCAAUCACCCGCUAUAAAAGCAAUCAAGGAAUCAAGUUUUAGAAAGCAUCACGAUUUAUCAGACAUAAAAAAUCGUCUGGAAGCGGGUAUUCUCUGGGUCUAAAAUUUCUUAAGUUAGAGCUUUCCUCAUUCAGUUUGGUGAUUGUGGAAUUUUUAUAAGCACUGAUCGAUUUAUAGGAUCUAAGGAAGGGCGUGAGCAAACACUGUUGUUUUGUUGCAUAAUUGCAAGGUUCGUUAGCGGAAGAUUUUGUAAAUGCACGUUUUUUUUUACGCACAUGUGAAGUCCAUCGCUAAAAAUCAUGCCAUUUGGAUUCGAAGUCGGUUUUGCUGAAGCGGUACAAGGAUAUAACGUCCGAUACCCAUAUUCGAUGCUCAAAAAUCUUACCCAGUAAAUCGCUUAUCUAACUCUUGAUCGUAAGUGUUUUCCCUAUCAAUACUUCGAUAUGUAUCGCAAGUUGCGAAUGAUGACUCAGCUGUCAGAUUUAAAACUCAGAGAAAAACUUAUCUCUUUCUUCAAUUUGGAGAUAUAGGAGGCGGAAAAUUAGUAUUUGAAAAUUGACAAUGAUUCGUACUGAACGCCGCGCUGAUCAUUUUAAGCUCUCUGUAAUCUUGCCCUUGCCUUCGGAAUAUCGUGCACCUUAUUUUCGCCAAAAAUGUGGCGGUAACAUCAAAGGAAACCCGAUAAAUCUUGGCUGGCGUUACACAGGACAGCCUGUCUAAUGUCUGUUUGCUUUAUUCUUCAUGAGCAAAUUGUAAACUUGUUAGCUUGCACCGCUAAUGAUUCUGUAUGUUUUCCUAAUUAAAUGAUUUGUCCAGGGCAAUUUUCACUUCUAUUACGGGCAAAUAAAAAUACGCAUUUGAAAUGAAGAGGUCGCGUAGAAAUCUUUGGUAACAUGACGUUCUCGUCUUAUCGAGAGAGCUCAAGCAAAUCUGACAGCCGAAUAUUAUAGCUGCUAUUGAGACGUUAUUUGCUGAUCCUAUUAACUAUGACUAAAUAUUUAAAUUUUCUUAUAUGGUCAAGGUUAGAGUUAUAAAGCAAACUCGCUUGUAUCACCUAAACGCGCGUGUUUUUAGCGUUGUUUUUAUUGACGCAUUCGGAAAACUGAUACCGGAAGUUGGGAUGCAUGUUGUCUGACUCUGUGAUAUUGCCGAGCCACGCAAUACGUUUUUCUUGUCUGCUUAUAGCUGCACAUCACAUCAGCGCCUCUGUUCAAUUCUACUUUUGGAGCACUUUACUCUGACAUUGUCUCUGUAUAAUUUAAUCGAAUUAACAAAAUUAUUUUCGGUGCACACUUAAAUAUUUGUUUUGGUGCGGAUGCACCCUCGCACAGCUCGAAUGUUCUUGUACUUUCGCGUUUUGCCCCCUCUCUGACAAACUCGUGCUGGACUCUUCUAACAAAUUCAAGGUUCUUAAAGCUCCCCAGAUCCUGUGGCUUAAGCUGGAAGUCGUUCUCGGAAGUUUUCAGUCGUCGCCUUGAAAUAGCUCUCUAGCUAUCUUUAGCUUUCUUCUUUCAACAUACAGCCAAUUCCUGAGACUUCAUCUUUUACGUACAUCGAGUUGUAAACUCUAAUGCUGUAUUUUAAACGUUUUAAGAGGGCUCGCUUAAAAGAAGGCACAAGCAACCCAAAUUUUUCUAUUCAAAUUUUAUGCAGCGAAAUAAAAAUUGUAAAAAAUUUUUUACCAAGUUUUGGCUAUCCUUAAAGACAGUUUUACGGGAUAUAUGUGUAAAAAAUUGUAGAAAAAAUUGAAUGACUGAAAGAGAAAGUACCAGGACAGUAAUUAAUUGUUGAGCUAUGCUCUCGAAAUCUUGAAGAGGCUAAUAAGUUUAUGAUUAUUCAAACCAAAAAAAAAAGCAUCACUUACACCUACUAUAUUUCAAAACUAUUUUCGUUUGAUAUCUUAGGCUUACACUUGAAAGAGAAUACCUUCCUUAAAGGGUUGGUCAGUGUCGUUUUUCAGACUCUGAAGAAGCUAAAUGACGUAAGGGCAUUUGGAACUAACAAGGCUCAACUCACACUGCAACCACUUAACUGAUGGUUGAUAAAUUGUCGUAAAUAGAUUCCGUCGGCAAAAUUAAAGAACCAAGAGAGGUUAAUCCACGCGCAAUGUGUUCAACAAGGCUCUUGAAAGUUGCACGCACAGUUUUCGUGUGAGAAGUCUGGACAUCACGUCGGGUGGAAUAAAAAUAGUUACUUAAAAAUUGAACUUUGCUAACUUGUGAUCCAGCUGGUCCCACAGAAAGUCAAACUUAGUUUGGGAGCAUUCUACUCUCUACUCUUUCAAGACGAAAUUAGGCGUAGUUAUGUAGAGACGUACUGCGCUUGUAGUAUUUAUCGGAAAAAUAAUAUCCCUCUGAUUUCCACUUUCUUAACAGCACGCGUAAUAACCAGAUUUUGGUAGACUUUGAAAGAAGUUUGUUGUAGCAGUUGAUCUUGGGUAGGCCUUGUCUCAAUUUCUGUUUUAGUCAUGACAGAGGAAUCAGUGUUGUAAAGCUGCACUGCACUUGGAAAAGGAGAAUAUGUCAGAAAAGUUUAUUAGUAUUUUAAUAAACACUUCCCCUCUUUGAAUAAAUCAAUGAUAAGAGAUAAGGUUGAGGUCGAGAGCAAACAGCGAUUUGUCCGUCUGCGGUCGCCUUUGUACAUGUUUUCUUGACUGAUUUUAUAACAUACUGCUCAAAAGAAGAAUUGUAGGUGAAUCAAAGAUAACGAAUGUAAAUUGUAAAAAUUAGGUUUGGUUUAUACUUUUCUCAUGGUACGGUUUACCUUCAAGUUGUUUAGUUCGCUCAGUAGUAUUUCCCAAUUUGACCCCCAUUUGGCAACAUAUGUCGCCCAUAUGAGAAAGUCUUGUAUGUGAUGUCUGUUUGCCUUGUCUUCAUCAGCGUCGUUUUUGUUGUGUUUUUAGGAAAAUUGAGAUUUAGAUAGACUCAGAAGAACUCAAUUCAAUAUUUUUGUUUUGGUGCUUUCAUCUGUCUGGUCUUGAUUUUUGCUUUUGAGUGUUAGUUGCUGUGUAAAAUUUUGCAUUAGCUUUAUAAUAGUAACGUUCUAAGAUAUGUUCCUUUUCUACCGACAACUUUUUGUUCCUAAGUGUUUGUAAGCGGCCUCGAAGUUUGGCCAAUUUUCUCAGUUUAAACUAUUGCAAUGCUUUAAGUGAUUGCAUUCAAAGCUUCAGAGCAGAAGAAGCUUCUUAUUAGGCCAUGAAAGAGCUGCAUGAAGGAGAAGGUUUCUUCUCUUUUUCUAGUUCAGUAGUUAAGUUUUUUCUUUGUUGGUGAUUGCGGUUGCUAGAUCGAGUAUACUUCUAAUGAUUUAAGGCCAGAGGGUUGUGCUUUUAAAAUAGAAAUUAAUCUCCCCAGAAAAAAGUCACCCUCCUGUUCAUUGUGCUUUCAAACGCCCUGAUUUUACUCAUUUGUCUCGUUGGAAUUAAUUGUAUGGUGCUAAAUGAUUAUUUGAGAAAAUUGGCACUUUUCAAAGCGCUUCUUGUAGAUGCAAAGAAGUUUCUCGCGCGCAUUUCACCAUGAGAAUUUUCGAGGGGAGAUGCUUGCUUACUUGCUUUCACUCUAAUUGAAAAGUGAGCUAUCCAUUUAUGUUGCAAUCAGUGGAAGGAUGAUAUUGAAGAUUUCACAAACACUUUCUUCUGGAUUUUACCUUUAGUUGAGUUCAAUUCAGUGGCCACCUACUCAAGCCUGUGCAUUAAUAGCUUUAAUGUUGUAUCUCUGCCUUUUUGCAAAACUGAUAUGAGAGUAAUGUGGUUUUGAAAACUGGUUUGUCUUAAAGAGUGCGUUAGUUCAGGUAGCCAAACGAAAAAAGGGAUUCAAGGGUAGAAUCGUUAGUUUCGAUGUUAGCUUGCCACAUUUCCAGCCUCGUUGACUUAAGCGAGCUUAUUAAGUAAUUGUAAGCGGAAUAUUAGAUUUACUUUUUACGUAACUACUUCUCGUAUUUCUUUUUACUACUAUCCUAGAUCAGUUGUGUAAUGCAAGGAACGGUUUGCGAAAUGAAAUCAUCGUGGCAAAACUUUGUUGCAGAAUACUGCUAGUCGAACACGAGGAUGGAAACUUCUUCAGUAUUUCAAUAGGUUGCGAAAUCGUCGUUCUUUUUUACUGGAUUUGUUUCGUUUGACCAUAGCUUUUGCAGUGAACAAGUUGCAAACUCGCUAUAUCAUCCAAAAAUAUGGCAGGCGUCCUUUGAGGUGACUGCUGACCGAAGAUUGGCUUAAUUUUGCUUUUCUUAGGAUUUUCGCCACAUGAUCGGUAGAAGAUGAACUUUAAUCAAAAAUAUUUUAAUCGAGCUCAGUUCUCCACUCUUUCCUUGUCGCUUUUCUAUUUUUAAAUAACUGAAUGUCUUCUUAGGUCGUUUAAUCAAGGCUGGAAUGCUAGCAACGGGAAAGUCGUUCGUUAACAGUGCAACUUCUUUGUUUCUCGAGGUAAAGAAAUCUUUGAAUAUGACGUGAGGUUUGUGUAACCAGGAAUGUUCAUUGAAGCUGCGUUACAUGACGUUUUCCUUACCAUAGUGAUGGUAUUUGAAUGGAGAAAUUCUUAAAAGAUGAUAUCCAGGAAGAAUAAAAUAAAAAUCUGCUUAGAAUUUUAGCGGCAGUUUUUCUGGCAUACUCGAAAACCUAGUAUUAAUAUGAAAAAAAAAACCCGGAUUAUUUGCUGUCUUAGCGUGAUUAAGAAUAUGCCAGCAGAAUUUUCAAGGCUUAAUACUUUCUCACAGCAGUAGUGUCUACAGUAAUUGACACCCGUUUCACUAAAAAUUUCACUACCAACAGCGAGUGAAAUGUGUAUGAAACAAGACAUAUUUUAAAGAAGUACAAAUAUUCACGUAGCUCGCGCGAAGUUCAGUUUCACAGCAACUACGGUGCAGCACGGAUAUGAUGCGGGGCUGAAAAAUUUGUUUGCGUCUCUGAAAAAAAAGAUCUACGAUUAGAUCGCAGAACGACAUUUUUUCUGAGGAAAAGUUGCUAAAGUUCUUAGUACGAUUUAUAUUAAAUACUGAAAGAAAGCUGUGUACUAAGUUGUUAUAGUUGGCCAGAGUUUGCUUAUACGAAACAUGGUUAAGGAGGAUAUUUUCCGCAAUAAAUAUAUUGAUUAAAGUGACCGCAAAGUUUAAAUUUUUAAGUAAAGCGGGUUAAGCCCUUUUAAGUCAAAUGGAAUGCCAAUGUUCUUGUUAUCACAAGUAAAGUUGGUGUUUGCUCGAGUUGGCGACCAGCCCCAGGUCAGAAAAGGUUACUAGGAAUAAAGGCGGAAUGAGAUUACUGAUUGAAUGCGAUAAAACGUCCGCUAUAAGUUUAAGAAGAUUAUCGCGUAACGUGAAUAACGUCUAUCAUAUCAACGCACAUUCUGUUGCCUAUAAAUCGAUGAAACAGCAGAGCCUUAUUGCAAACCGCAGAUAUGUAGUUGAUAGAAGAGUUAUUAGUAUUGCAGCUUUAAACAAAUAUGUGCCAACCAUUGUUAAGAACUUUCUGGGGUGCAAGUCGUGCGAGACGCGAAGGGUGGUGUUUUCUUUUUUUUUUGUUCUGUCUCAAGUUUAAAACUCGUGGGUAUGUUAACAGCAGUAUUGGUGUACUACUAAAUAUAGUUGAGCAGGAAACCAAAGACCGUUUAGCCCUUGAAAGAUAUAUAUAAAAAACACAUCUUAAUCCACGCGGCAGUAUAAUGGGCGACAUACACUUCUUGUUGUAGCGGUUAGGUCGGUGAACUGUGGAAUUUUCUCUUUCGUGGCUUAAGCCCGUCACCGAAACAUCUUCCUCUUGACUUUCUGUGUGGGGAUUUAUUUUACACGGAUUUUUCUCUAAGGAAAUGUUCCACAAUUUUACUUAGUCAAGUAAUAACAAAAGAAUAUAGCCAUCGAAAUUGGUGCAGUCUUUUGAAUUUGCUUCGUAUGUACAGAAUAACUUUAUUUCAAGAGACGUACUGAGACUAGGGCCAGAAAGCAAAACUGUUCUCCUCGUCAUUCAAGGGACCAAAAUUCUUGGAAUUCUAUUAGAAGACCGUGUACGGGACGUUGAGUACUUUUCGUGAAGAAAUGAUCAAACACGCUAUAGAGAUACUCAAGAGACGUGAAAGUUCAAGCCCUUCUAUAUUGAAAUCAUUCCCUUUAGUCCCCUGGCACGUGAAAGUUCAAGCCCUUCUACAUUGAAAUCAUUCCCUUUAGUCCCCUGGCAUUCAAGUUGCCUCUACAAUUCUGCUUGUCCAUGUAAAAUGAUUGUUUAAAAGGGAACACCCCUCAUCAAAUUUGAUGUUUUAAGUAUCUCUUUACGAUACGGUGAAUGUUAAUCUUUUACAUACUUUUCUGACAAGCUAGAGAAUGAAUACAACUAUCAUUCUUUUCAUAAAAUGUUUUUGCAUUGGAGAAUGAAUUGAUCAAUGCAUACGAUCUGAAAGGCCGAAUAUCACUUCAGUCGGAACCUCGACCCCUGUAAACGCCGGAUUUUGGUCACAUACUGCUUUUUACCUUCUUUUUAGGUAUUGUUGCAGCCAAUUUUGAUUUUUGUAAAGUCUGCUUUCCAUUUGUUUUUUUUUCCGACGUUUUGAAAAAGAUAGCUCUCUUCUUGGCUGUGUCAGUCUCUCACAAAAUCAGAAAAAUAGAGGUGUAGCGUUAUUUGGAUCAAUAGUUUCCAAGAUUGAAUCUUCAGAAAAUUAGUUCUAACACCCAGCUUGGAUGGUACCGUAUAGAGGAACUUAACAAGUAUCUGUCGAAAAGAUAAGGAAACUACUUUCAUUUUGAUCGUUCAAAACUAACAUAUGCAAACUUUUUUCAUUCCUUUUAUCGAUUUUAGCGAACUGGUCGCGGACGCGUUCUUUUUAAGAGAGGGCACAUUCCAUUCCGCACAAAGUUAGCCAAUUUAUUUGAUUUUUUGUUUUCUUGUUUUCGACAAUCAGUAGCGCUUUUGUUUACUUUAAAUCUUAAAAGGUAAACUUUUGACGCUUAAAGCCUACUAUUUAUCGUGGAAAUAGGCAAAAUGUACAUCGUAAUCGCAGUAAUCUUUUCUCUGAAGUUUCAAAGGAAUGCCAGACGCCUAUUAUUGUAUAGUAGUUCAGUAUUAUUCUCCAUAUGACGCAGUUUCUAGAGUAAUUUAAUGUCAACAUUCCGUCAUUGAUGCCGGACACUUAUGAAUAGUAUCUUUAAUUGUGCAUGGAAAUGAAAUCGAACUCGCGGAAAGGAAGAUCCCAUUUCUUCCACAAACGCGCGCAACUGUAUCGCCCGUUUCAAAUUACUGGUGAUCGUGCUCGGCGCAGUUUUGUGAUAGUUAUAAUAGUUUUAAAAUCAUCGCAUAAUUUGCAUCGAUCUUUGAUUUUGCACAGCCUUAAAGGCCAAUUUAACGAGUCGAAUGGACAUGAAGGGUGUAGUGAAAGGUUGUUGGAGUGUUUUACUUGUGAUCACUGACAAAGAUUAACUUUAAAACAAGUUCAGGAAUUUUCUGCCUUGAGCAAGGAUCUUAGUUCUUAAGGCACGCGCACGCGACUCUUUCGCCAACCACAUUCCUCAUAGCUUACAUAGUUAUGAUGAAAUUUUUAAUGAAAUCACUUUGUUUCGCCCAUUCUAUUUUAUCGUUAACAAGUGUGCAAUUUCAAAUUGAUCAAAAGCUGGAGAGCAGAUACGCGUAACCUCAGGGUUACAGCUGCAAUCAAGGUGUUCAUUUUGAGACUCGAAAAUAGGGCAGGAAGUGAUCUGUUUAUCAUUGGCAUAUGCUUCAUCAAUUCCUUCGAUUAAGCCUUUUUUUUUUGCUACAACGGCCUAGAGAUUUCCAAUCAAAAUGUUUUCAUUACGACUAAGAAACUCUAUUUAAAUUCAAAGUCUCAGACACUUUUCAAAGCGCUGGAUUGUACGUAGGAAAAACGAUUUGCCGAUCUUCGAACUCGAUUCUCCCGCAGUGUGUUGACGUUAUGGAAAAGAGAUCCAGAUAGGCAAUUUUAAAAUAAAUUUAAUUACGAUCAACUCUUUGCUGGUCUAUUUGUUCAAUAAUGAUUAGGGCAAACCCACGAAGAUCUACAGGUCUGUAUCUCUUUAAUAUAAACUCACGUUUUGCUUUUUGACUUUUGUUGGUAUACGCCUAAAUUCCUAAAGAAAUCCGAAAAUUACCAGUGUUAAAAUUGUAGUGUUUAUUCCCUUAUGUGUUAUCCAAUUCAACGUUUCUCCUUUUUUUGUGGAAAAUAUUUUAAGUGUUAAUCAAUUUAAGACAUUUUAUUGUGUAUUUCAAAGUCGUUCCUUUUUGCACCAAAAAAAUGUAUUUGAAUUACCCGAAGACAAUUCCAACAUUUAAUCUGGAUUAGUUGUGCAAGUUGGCACAAAGGAAACACUGGAUCACUUCGAAAUCAGUGGGAUUUUGCAGCCGCAGAUAUUUGUUGUCAUAUGUCCGAUGUCGGUUAUCCAGCUUUAUGGUUUUUGUGGCAGAUUUUUGAAGUAAACAAGUUCGAGUAAAAAAAAGAAAAAGAGGUAAUCUCAUUUUUUAAAUCUUCAGAAUUUUGCUAAGCUAACACGACAGCACCGCUUUAACAUAGUGAUAAUUCUCUUAUAAUCUUGCAAUUUCUUUGAACUGAAACCAUUGUUCUUGUCUGCAAAAGCCAUUAAUUAACCAAGCCACAAAGUAAGAACAAUUUGUCGAGCUUGAAAAAAUUAUUUAAGGAUAAUCCUGCUGGAUAUUUCCUUGCCGCUCAACUUUUAUCACUUUGAUGCUGUGUUAGCUUGACCUAGCAAGCCCUUGUGGGUUCUUGAAGGUCUUCAAGAACAAUAAAUCUUAACGAGUCUCUCACUUUUUAAUUGGUAUUAUUUGCUGUAAACCUUCACGUUAGUAAAUUGAUUAUGUCGAUAAGGAUUGUUGUGUUUAAAUGUGACAGCUUGCUUUCGUCUCCUUUUAAGUUGGACUAAAUUUCACAAGCGUGCUCCCGUUCAAUUUGAAACUGUUGACUGAAAACCCAGGCGGUGCGUACACCCUAAGGCGGUGCGUACAUCCUAAGAUGAUAUGAUAUGCCCUCAUUAGAAUCCUUUGAUCGACUGGUCGUCCAGGCUACAUCAAAUCGACGAGAUAUUGAAGUGAUAAUUGUAAAGAGCACAACGUGAACAGACAGGAAAAGGUAGUCGUAGACUUUGCACUCAAACAGUUUGAAAAGGAAUCUCUCUUUUGUUUUUUUUGAAUUAGCGUUGGUAAUAGCACAAACAGACGACAAUAGCUUAGUUCCCCCGUUAAGUUAAUACCGUUCAUAUUUACACUUGGCGCCAUAAUCUAUCUUGAUAACGAUAGUUGAGAAGCACUUAAAAUUGAUCCUUACUUUAAUCUUUGUUUACCCGUUCUGCUUUUGUUAACUCGAAGUCUUUGGUUUCGUCAUAUAGGAUGAUUUUGUAGCAACAGACAAAACUUGUCGUAAAAGUUACUUAAGAUGACAUUAAGAAUGGCUUCGGAGGUGGAAAAGCUGGGGAAAAUCAAAUGAAUAUUCUGAGAGCCGCGCAUGCGAUUGACUCUGUAAAAGCUAAGUAUGUCGAAUUAAAGCGGACUUGAAGCAUAACUUGAUAUAUUAAUGUUUGUCGCGUUGGAGAUGGACCCCAGGUCAAUUUUUAUGAGACUGUGGUACAGUAAUCCUUAGAAAUCCUCCUCCGUUAGCAGAGAUGUCAAGAUUAGGAGGCUAUCUCAUUGUAAACUGACGUUUACAGCUCAUGUUUGAGAUGUUAAAGCAGCAAAUAGUCGCUUAAAAUAACACACCUCAUACCCUGCGAUAGGAACUUAGCAGCAAAGGUCAAAUGUAGUAUUUGCGCGGCUCACUGAAAAAAAAGCAAAUUUUUUUCUGCGUUUUUUCUUCAACUAAAAGUUCGUUUAGGUUUUCAAACUUAGAUUAGUUUCAAGAGGUCUUUUAGGUGAAAAAUUGUCCCAAGUGGGUGUUUUGAAAUUUGCACUAAACGGAUGUACAUCGCCCCAAGCAGUGUGAAAGGAAAUUAUGUUUGAAACACAUGUAAACGCGAAGUUUAAAAAGACAGGCGUACGUUGAUUGCGGUAACCAUCCGCCACACGGUGUGUCAUCUUGGCGGAUUUCAGGGCAAGCUGAGAUGAAACCGCGUCAUCUUUUGUGUCCUACGUGUAUUUGUGUUUUUAAGUGAUUCCUCUGUUGGCCAAAGUGCUAUUUUGAGAAAACUGCCAAAACUCUUGUCUUGUGUGUGAAGAUUCGUUGCUUUCGGUUAGUGAAAAACAAUGUUAGUGUUUGCGGUGCUUUAGCGGGAUGUUGAUGUGUUUUCUUGCCUGCUGUGUUUUUAUCGCGUGAUAUUUCCCGUUUCGUGAUUAGUCAAUUUUCGUUUCUGCUUUGUACAACUUGUCACGGAAAUGGCGGGCUCUGUUAGAGAAGUGGCUGUUGUAUUAUUACCGUUAGCAGUCCCGGUGAGAUGCAGAGUACCUCAAAAGGAUUUAGUUUUGGUGUUAGAUUCUCAACAAUGUCGGGAUCCUUUCUAAAGUAAUAUCUAAGUGAAUUAAAGGAAUUAAGGCACUGUAUCACAUUGACAACUCCUUCUGCAAACUUUGGGACUACGAUCUCUGAUACAAGAACAGGCAGUUAGGAAAAUGAGAACAUUAAAUGCAAUGAAACAAAAACUCUAGGGGUAGUAGUAUGAUGUUUUAAACCGUCGUAUAGCACUAAGGCACCCAAUUUAGAACUUAAUUAAAACCUACUCUAACAUGCGCUGAGGAAAUCUUAUCGUAAGAUCUCUCCUCUACUCCGUCUGAAUUUAUGCUGGCUUGGUUUUUCCCCAGAAAAUUUUACUAACAUGGACUCGGACUUUUUAAAGUGAAUUAGUCAAAGAAGUGCGUUUCUGUGAGGUCAAAUUUUUCCAUCGUACGAAAUGUGGUGGAGGUUUUUUCAUUGACAUGGAAGGAGAUAGCUUCUGAAAUAGGAAACUAGCAUAACAAACCGUAUCAACGUAUUCCUGAAAAUGCUAAAGAAUAUAUGUGCGGUUUUUGAUGUAAAGGCUUGUUUACAAAAUGUCUGGAGCCUUUUUGUCUAGACAUUGCAAUCACCCUUCGUGCUCCUGAAGGCAGGAAACCCGCAGUAAACAGAUAUAUCUAUUCACAACAAGACGCAAAUUUCCGGUGUAUGGUGUACAAAGGUUUGCGCUAACUCUUUCAGGUAUGCUUAAAUUGUUGUGUGUUGAUGUAUACCUCAAAGGGCGUGUCACGAGACAAAACCAUCUGUUCUUUAGUUCCGCGUGAGUGAAUACACAGUCGUGGAAGUAGCAAAAGGGAACGAAAAUCGACGAUUGCUUUGCCAUUGUUUGCACAUGAAAAUGAUUUGUGUCCCUUGUUGUAUUCUUAAUUGCUUUCUUCAGAACAAAUCAUGUCUAUUCUGGCACUUUAAAAGCCUUUUUUCGUUAUGCGUUUACCAUGCAACCUCCUGUAUUUCAGAGGAUUUAUGUCUAUAUUUAGGGUCAAAAACGUGUGAAGAUACCGAGAGAACAUAUGACUGAAUGAUGGGGGCAAAGCCUUACCCUCCUUAUCACUUAAUGAAUUUCUGUACACUUGUAGUUCCACAAGCCAAUAGCCUCUUUCGUCUGUGACAAAUUUGCAAAGGCUUCUGUUCUGCUGUACUCUCUACAGGAGGCCUUGACGUGUCAAACUGACGUUGACCUUCCUUUUAACAGAAAUUUCAUUUUAAAUAAAUUAACAAUCAGGGUUAAGUAGUUUUUCUAUGUUUGCUCCUAUUUUUGUCUUGUAAAUAAUAUUUCCCAUGGAAUGAAUCAACAACAAAUAACUGAAUUUUCCAUUCUCUGCUUCCUUAUUCGAAGAAUGUGAAACUUGGUUGCUUUAAGGUGUGAAAAAUGCAAGUUAGAAACGUUUUGAAUUUUUUGUUCCAGUAACAAAGGUGCAGCCCACUAAUGUUCUAGUCCUCUGUUUUCAUUAGAACAACCAGGAGAGGAUUUUUCAAUGUCCUCUCGUGAAGCGAGUCGGUUUUUAGCACCUAUAUUUAUGUCCCUCAGGUCUAUUCGCGAUCACUUCCUUUAUUCUUAUGUUUGCGUUAGGGCUGAUACUGUGGAGGGAAAUUAGAUGCCAAUCGCUCCUAGGGAUUAAAACCUAUUCUUUACAAUUGACGUGUAGCCUUUUGUAUGAGAGUGCCCCCUCCCCCCCUCGUGUUUUGUCUCUCCUAAGUUACCAGUUCAAAUUGCAAACAAAUGGAGUUGCCUUCGAUUUGCGUGUUAAUUUUUUUAUUUCAUUUUCUUGUCGGUGUUAAAGGGGAUUUGCUGAAUUCAAGAGAUGUCCUUUUUUCUUUGUAGAGUUUUUUGUUUGCACCCGUUGACAGCAUGAAAAUUUUCUUACGACAUCCUCCAACAGAUGGCUCAAGCCGUGAUCCUUUUGUAGAAUUAUCAGUCAGACUAAGUUCGCAUCAUAUUGUCACCAAACAAUUACCUGCCAUCGAAAUUUGACGUGAAUUUGAUGUCAAUGCACUGUUAAAUUUUAGGUGUUCUUGGGCAAGAACGUAAGCUGCAUAGAAAACUCUAGUCUUCUCUUAUCCUACCUAGAAAUGAGGAGACUUUAGGCAUAGAGCACAGUCAAAGAGGGCUGGGUUUUCUACCCUGCAGGGUAAUUGUGUGGUGUUCUUAGACAGGAUACUUAAUUCUUGUAGUGUCUGCCUUUACCCAGGAGCAUUACUUAAUGGCAGUGAACCUUCAGGGUUAACCUGACGAAAUGUGCUAGGGGCUGUGAAAUAGCAAUCCUCGUAGUUGUAUUAUGCCUCCCAAUCAGCUCCAGUCCCUCAGCCAAAGCUAUUCCCCUCCAGUUUCUGUUUGAAGAGAAUGUUUCUUUGCAAACUUACGCAUUGAUAAGGAACAGGAAACUUCAUGUCUGUUACUUGGUCUUGCAUGGUAGAUUUUCAGUCGAGUGUUACUUAAAUGAUGUAUAUUUUUUUAAAGUUUUAACUCACCGUUAAAAUUCUCUUAAACAUUUAUCUUUAGGUUUGGUUCCAGAAUCGUAGAGCCAAAUGGCGUAAGCGUGAACGCUUUGCCCCAGUCCCCGUCCCAGUACGGUCACUCACCAUGGGACCCAUUUACGAUCGACAUCCUCAGGCCCCAGCUUGGUCUCGUCCAUCUAACAGCUGUAUGAACCCGACAGGGCAUGGGGCGGGUCCAAUGCCUCAUCACAUGUCUGUACCAAGUUAUGCGCCUGUUGUUCACGUGCAUCAUCCGUUACCACCAAACAGGCAUUCUCCGCGGUCGCCUUCACCGGAGUCUCCUCCCCACUGCGCUAAAGUGGGUGCCAUGACAACGUCAACUUCGGGAAUGAAAAGAUCCCCAAUUGCACAUCCCAACGUCACCAUUUCUCAACACGGCCCUUCCAAGCAACUACCACCUUGCGCACAUGCUCCACAGCAACGCGCAAGUCACUCUCCUGGUGACGGUUGCCAUGGCUCGCCCGGCUCUAUGACGUCACAAUCUUAUUGCGAGGAACGCGAGCCCGCGUUACAGAGUCCUCAGCGUCACAGCUCGAGUAUUGCCGCUUUAAGGAUGAAAGCCAAAGAACAUGCUGUAGGAGUGGAUAUGGGAAGAACACUGAAUGGAAGAGCAGAAGUAUGAAUCAAUUCGCUGGUUUUUCCGCAAUAGAAACUGCUCAUUGCUUAUAUUUAUUCCUUCUGAUUCGAAGAAGCUCACCUCAGACUGAUUGUCUUGGGUUGGCUAUGCUAUGCUAGUUACGAUAAUUCCUAUACAUAACAUUUUGCUAGAAUGUUAGCUCAGAGCGGGUUAGAUAUUGCAAAAACCAAAAGCAUGAGUACAACAGUAUAAACGGUUUAUGUCUGAUUUAAGCCUUAGAUCUUCGUUUAUAGUAACAAUCCUUCUUUCCAGAUUUUCUAUAAAAUCUUUUUUUUCCUUUUUACCAUUUCCUUUCAGACCUCUAUUGAUGUCAGAGUAUCUAGCAUGGCAUACCGCCCUUAAAUUGUGCUUCUUUCUCAUCGCUUUUAGUUUGUCUCCAUUUUCCAUUUUGUUUAGAAUCGGAAUAUUAAUUUUAGCUGAUUAAUUUUCAGAACUCUCUCAUUCCCUAUGUCACUGCAUUGUCAUAGACACCAUUGUCAUAGAGACGUACCGUGAUGGCCACUUGUCCUGGUCGUCUGCCGCUGAUGAACGCUGGGUAUGAAGUUUGCUGAAAAGACACGGGAGUUUUAAAAAAUAUAUAAUUUUUUUAAUCUUAACCAUGUCCUUUCACUCUGACGGGAAUCAUUCACUGGAAAAAAUAUUUGUUAAAGAAGAGAAAAUAUUCUGUUGAAUUAGAAUUUGUUGGCAAAAGUGGGGAUAAAGAUAAGAGACAAGUAUCGACUGUGUGGAGCGAUGUCAGUGUCUUACUUACUGCGCCCCUAACUCUCUCUUAACUCAACAAAAAUCAACUGAAAGCAAGUCAGGGUUAAUGUUGUGUUAGGGGAGGGGAAGGUGCGCAGUUGUUCAGAUACUGAAAUUGAUUCAACUCUUUCAGGGCGUACAUUUUGGAAGUGUGUCGUUUCUUGGCUGCCGUUAUUGUUUUGACAAUCUCCAAGGGGUAUAUCCUUGGGGUAAAAGUGCCAUAACUGUUUGUUAAUGGUAGAAACAAUCACACAACGUUGUGCGUUCCAAAUGUCGUUCAGCAGCAAAUUGGCUGGCUUGUUUCCAGUUUAACGUAGCGAAUCUCCUCUUAACAAAUCUAUUCAUUCCGCUGUUAACGAAAAGCUUGUUCCAUUAGUGGACGUUUCCUUUAAAAUAAUGGGCUUGUUGUUUUAGGUGUGGGUAGAGUAUUAGUUUAGAGAAAAAAAAGAGGGAACAAAGCUGUUUGAGUAAGAGGUGAGAGAAGGGGCGGGUAUUUGGUGAAUUGCUUUGAUAUAUUCUCAAAAAAAAGUCGAUUUCCUCGGUUUUCAUGCUAUGAUACAAUUUAUAACUGUCCUUCCUUAUUGUCUAAGACUUGGCAUUUGCUUGUUCAAAGUAUGUCCUAAAUAAGCGAUAAAAUGGGUCAUGUAAUUUAGCUUAACUUGUUCAUGUCUCGCCUCUGCUCGUAGCAUUCUGAACGGAAUUAGAGAUUAUUAUUGUAUCAAUUGCUUUCUUGAUGUACAAAUUGUGGCUGAUAUUAGGUGGUAAAUUUAUGUUUUUAAGCCUAGAAGUAUAAAGAGACGACUUGUUUAAGAUAUGAUGAAGAUAGUAUAAAAUUUGCUUUUUUAAACGUGGGUAUAAUAUUCAUUGUUAGUUUGUGGCAAAGAAGACGCUCUUAAGUUUAAUAUAAUCAAAGGUUAGGGUAACCAUUAAGGUGCCUCCACUUCCAUUAAAAUGAUUAGUAUGCUUCUUGUAAUCUGAUGCAACGCUCUACAUUUUGGCAACCUACAAUUUAGCGAAGUGGAAAUGGAAUGCGUCUCGUGUUUUGGAAAUUUCUUCAUUAUCAUUCAGUACUAUACUUUGAAUGGUAGUUUGUUUUGAUUAUGGCUGGUUUGGCGAUGCACCUUUUUUACGUUCACUGAUCGGAUUGUUUUUCUUGUAAUAGUCCUGUGAUAAAGUUGUUGUUUAUUAAGAUGUGCGAUAAGUAUUUUUAAGAACCCUUGCAUCAGUGUGAUAACCCUUUACACCUUAGAAUCAGUAUUCAUAUUCUCCAUAGUCUCUCUAACAGUCAAAGAACCUUAGGUUGGCGAUCAUUUCUUGUAUUCUCUUGAUCUCAAUAAAUGAUUCGGCAGUAUUACUUUAAGGAGAAACUAUAUGCCGAUCACUAUAGGUGUCAAGGGUUAAUCCAAUAGGAAUAUCUAUAUCUUUCGUUGGUUUUAAGUUGGACUGUCUUUUUUACAGAAAAACAGGCAACUCUCUCCUUGACUGAAGUCUGCUAGCAAUGCGCUUUUCUCGUCUCGUUAAAGAAGAUAUUAGUUCUUCAUUUUAACAUCUCAUUCAGAAGCUACACCUUUGACUUAAUUUCUUGGUUUAUCUGGAGAAACUCUGAAAAAAUGUUGUUGUGUAAGGAUAAAAGGCAGAUCUUGUAAACUUGAUUGCAAAGAAGUCGUUUGUAAGAAAAUUUUAUGCUUUAACGUGAGUAACGUAAGCUUGGCAUUGUGAAUUAUAUUUCAAGUUAUGUUCAUGAAAUUGUACACAUAAAGAAACGGAUUAUUUUUGAUACUGUGUCCUGCUUAUAUUUCACAUAUGAGUG